AUGUCAGCAGAGGCAGGAAGCUCUUCAGACCAGUCGGUCACGCAAAAGACCCCCAAGACGGUGCGGGCAGUCUUCCAUGAUGCCGUUGGAAAGGUGUCGGUGCGCCACGUGCCCUUUCCCGAGCUCAAGGAGCCAGAGGACGCCAUCGUGCGCAUCACCACGUCGGCGAUAUGCGGUUCCGACCUGCACAACUAUCGCGGGUUCUACGGCCCCGAGAACUACCCCUAUCGCGCCGGCCACGAAGCCAUGGGCGUCGUGCACAAGAUCGGCCCUGCCGUCGACAGCCUCAAGGUGGGCGACCGCGUGGUUAUCGCGUUCCCCGAUGACCACCCCAUCAGGACGGAGAAUACCACCGUCCCCGAUAUCGAUUUUUUCUUUGACCCUGAAUUUGGGCUGCAGACCGAAUAUGCUCGCGUGCCAUUCGCAGACUCCAGCCUCAUCCCAAUCCCCAACAGGCUCCCCGACAAGGAGUGGCUGUUCCUGGGCGACAUCUUCACCACGGGCUGGAUGGUACUGAACGGGGCGGGCUUCGAGGCGGGCGAUUCCGUCGCCGUGUUCGGGGCCGGUCCCGUGGGCCUCAUGGCGGCCUACAGCGCGUGCAUCCGCGGCGCGUCGCGCAUCUACGUCGUGGACCACGUGCAGCAGCGCCUCGACAAGGCGCGCGAGAUCGGGCCCGGGGUCGUGCCCAUCGACUUCACCAAGCCGGGCCAGAGCGCCAGCGAACAGAUCCUGGCGCUGGACGGGGGCGGCGUCAACCGCGCCGUCGACUGCGUGGGCCAGGAGUGCCUGAACCGCGAGCUGGUGGUCCAGCAGGACUACGUGCUGCGCGAGUGCGUCGCCGUCACGGCGGCGGGCGGUGGCGUCGGCGUGGCGGGCGUCCACAUCGUGCUGCCGCCCGCGCCGGGGCGGCCCAAUGUGGGCCAGGUCCAGCCGGAGAUUCUGUUUGGCUUUCCCGAGUUCUGGCUUCGUGGGCUCAAGCUGGGGGCGGUCCUUGCCGACCCCGCCAAGAUGGCGCCGACCUUGUCCAGGCUUGUUGAUGCCGGGCGGGCCAGGCCUGGGUUUAUUGUCGACGAGGGGCCGUUUGACCUCGAUGAAGCCCCUGAGCUGUACCGACGUUUUAAUGAGCAAAAGAUCAUCAAGGUGCUGUUCAAGGGCGCUCCCCGGCCCGAAGAGUGGGAGGAGUGGGAAAAAGACGAGGUGUUGGAAGAUUUCAAGAAGGUCAAUGGUCAUUAA
Pyricularia oryzae 70-15 is the source of this 1233-nucleotide messenger RNA. RefSeq names its product S-(hydroxymethyl)glutathione dehydrogenase. The record is from RefSeq and is a predicted model, not a curated record. The transcript has 2 exons. Bases 1 to 1233 code for a protein of 410 amino acids. Lineage: Eukaryota; Fungi; Ascomycota; Sordariomycetes; Magnaporthales; Pyriculariaceae. Gene Ontology annotation, molecular function: zinc ion binding; oxidoreductase activity.